This is a messenger RNA of Patiria miniata (bat star), 3281 nucleotides long. RefSeq names its product probable maltase. Gene Ontology annotation, biological process: amino acid transport; carbohydrate metabolic process. NCBI's taxonomy places the organism in Eukaryota, Metazoa, Echinodermata, Asteroidea, Valvatida, Asterinidae. The record is from RefSeq and is a predicted model, not a curated record. The transcript is spliced from 11 exons. The coding region runs from base 237 to 2429 and encodes 730 amino acids.
UGCACAUGCCACGCGGCGCGCCAUAAACCAUUCAUAACAACGGGACGUACCGGUCACCGGCCGGCAACACACACAACAUCAACACAUCAAGCCAGCAAGACGUGAACUUACUGACUCGACAGAAAAAGAAGAUUGACGCUAGCAUAUGGUUAGUCAUCUUAAGACCUUUAAGGCUCAGCAGGAAGAUCCAAUUUCUUGAUUUCCGAAGCAAGGGGCGACUAUAAAAAGCAGCCACGAUGGGAGACAGCAGAAAAGCCGACUACGAGUACGAAAUGGCAGCGACGACCGACCCGGAGAAAGGAGGCGACCCGGAGAAAGGAGCGGACGGGGAGUGGGGCGGGCAAAUGCAGCAGGAGCCCGACGCUGAAUGGACCGGCCUGGGCAAGGAGGAAUUGCUGAAAGUUGCCAACACUCCAGCAUGGAAUUGGAGCCGCAAUAUCCUCUUGAUUCUCUUCUGGGUGGCCUGGGUUGCUAUGCUGGUCGCAGCCAUCGUGAUCGUGGUGAAAGUACCGCGUUGUCCCGAGGUGGAAUGGUGGGAGAAGAGCGCCAUUUACCAAGUCUUCCCGCGCUCGUUCCGCGACUCCAAUGGCGAUGGAUAUGGGGACAUCAAAGGGAUCACCCAGAACCUGGACUACCUGGAGAGCAUCGGCGUCAAGGUGCUGUACUUGAACUCCAUCUUUGAGCAGCCUAAGGAGACGUCGGACAUUGGCUAUGACAUCGUCAACUUCACCAACGUGGAUCCCUUGCUGGGCAACCUGGCUGACUUUGACCAGCUGGUCUCUGCCUUGCAAGAAAAAGAGAUGAAGCUGAUCCUGGAGUUUGUUCCCAACCACUCCAGCGACAAACAUCCCUGGUUCAAUGAGAGCAGGAAGGGAGUAGACAAUGCCUACAGUGACUAUUACAUCUGGGCUAAUGGCACGGGCAGCACUGGCCGAGACCCGCCAAACGGCUGGAAAAAUAAAUAUGGUGAUUCAGCUUGGGAGUAUGUUGCGGAGCGUGGCCAGUUCUACUACCAUUAUUUCUUGGCCUCCCAGCCGGAUUUGAACUACUACAGCGAAUCAUUGAACGCUACCAUGCUGAAAGCCAUGGAUUUCUGGCUGGACCGCAAAAUUGACGGUUUCGUCUUCACCAAUGUGGAGUAUCUGGCGGAGCCACAGCUGUACAAGAAUGUUGUCGUUGAUGCUGCAGCCGGUGGGCGACGUCGUAGACAGGCAGAGGGAACUGCAGCACCUGCAGAGCCAACAGCAGCAGUAGCAGCAGUGACACCAACCCAAGCACCUACAGAGGCACCUGCUGCACCAGCAACCACUGCUGCUGUAGCAGUCCCAGGAGAAGGUGAACAGACUGCUGCCCAGCCGGCUGCCGAACCUACCAAGGCACCUGAACCUUCACCUGAACCUGAACCUUCACCUUCAUCUGCACCUGAACUUGCUGGUGGCGAUUCCGAUCCCUACUACAAGAUGGGAGAUGAAGCCAUGGCCAGAAAUGAGAUGCUGGCUAAAAUCUUGAAGGGUUGGCGUUCCUUGUUGAACAGCCAGAGCUAUCUUGGCAAAUACAGGUUGAUGGUGACCCAGUCCGUGUUCGACCUGGACACUGUGAUCAUGCAGUACGGCAAGAACAGUUCCUACUUGGCCGAUUACCCUCUCAACUUGGGUCUUGUGGAAGUCCUGGACGGAAGUCAACUGAACGGCGAGAAGAUCAUGAAGGCUGUUGACGACUUCAUCAAUGCUAAGAAUAGUGCUGGGGCAAAGGGUCGCUGGAACACAUGGGCCCUGGGUAGUAAUGACAUCAAGCGUGUUGCAAGUCGUGUCGGAGAGUCCUACGCCCAAGCCCUGAACAUGCUUCUCUACACCCUGCCUGGCACCCCGAUAUCUUACUACGGUGAAGAGUUGGGUGUGGAAGACAUCGAGAUUGGCUCCUUUGAUGACGUGGUUGACCCCGUCGCUCGCAAGUUUAGUGCGAAAUGGAUGGACCUGACACGGGAUCCAGAACGGGCCCCUCUCGCAUGGAACGACGCCGAGCAUGGCAACUUCACCAAGGGCAACUCCACCUGGCUGCCUGUACCCAACACCAAGAAGUACAGCAUUGCGGUGCAAAAGGAUGAUGAAUCAUCCACACUGAAUCAGUUCAGCGUCUUGACCAAGUACCACUCCAAGCCUUCCAUCGUGGCCGGUGAGUUCAUCAAGGUGCUGACCUCGGAUAAACUCAUCUCCUACAUCCGCGCUUACCCGGAAUGGCCCUCCUACCUGGUGGCCAUGAAUGUGGGCACGGAUGAGGUCAUUGCGAACUACCAUACAGCCAAUGAUGUCCAUGUUCCUGCAAUGGGGACCGUCAUUGUUAGCAACGGCGGCAAGAAAGAUGAGCUCUCCAUGGACGGCCUCAAACUGGCCCCUGGGGAAGCCGUCUUGGUGGAAUUCCCCGCUGCUUAAAUCCGAGACAGCCUGGAGUCUCCGACUAAUGGGGGUUGAAUUAUAAUAGCUCAUUAUUGCUGGCGUUGUUUAAGCCUAAUAAGUGAUUGUUUGAUUUCAUUUAAUCUCUUGGUGUUGGGAUGGGUGUAGGGCACGUACUUGUUGGUGUUGGUUUAUUUAGCUCCUAGUUCAGACGCUACAUGAAGAUCACAAUAUGCACAGGGCUCAAGUUGAGCGUACAUAUUCAAAUGUUGAAUGCACAAGUUCCUUUCUUGCUCAGUUGUAGUUUUAUCAACUUUAGCAUUAUUUGUCAAGAUUUGAAAUUUGAAUCUUUUGUGUACAUACAUCAUAAAUUGCCCUCAAAAAGUUGUUUGGGGGAAAUUUGACACAGGGUAUACGUACCAGUAUUGUCUUUGCUCAUGAAGCGAAGGUUAUAUGCAACACCUACAUGAUUUGUAAACAGUAGUGCAUAUACAUAUUAUGUCAACAGGGUUAAAAAGAAACUACAAGUACAAUAUCACCGCCCAGAUCCCUUUCUACCACCUAGAUGUUUUUGCAAGCACUUUUGCAAUUUUUCUGACUUCAGAUUAUUUGUAGUUUGAUGAGUAAUGCCUUUCUGAUUAGCUUCAUUGUAUUUCAUGAUGUAACCUUUCUCUCAUAAAGAAAUGAAAUGUCUUUAAUUCAAAAAGUGUAGUGUUGAAGAAAAUGGUAACACCUUAGUAUAGGGAUUGUGGAAUUUUCUGCAGUGAAGUCAUGUUCAGCAUUUACAGUUUUCAGGUGACUACAACCCCAAAUGUACCCUUAUCUAAUCAAAUAAGAUUAAAACAUGAAUGCUUUGCUGUGUUAAUUAAUAAAACGUCAACCCCCUUGCAA